AUGUUAAGAAGAGUAGUCAUCAAAAGCCGUCCUCUUUUGAAUGGCUCGCAGGCCCAGAAAAUGCUGACAACUCGUCUACAGCCCAUCAGCAUAAGAUUUCAAAGAUCAUUAUCCACAACCGACACUGACAAAUAUCAUUCACUAUUUAAACAGAUCAACAGAUCUAGUAUCGCAAAUGAUUUAAAUAAGAUCUCCGAAAGAGAGUUUGUUAAUAAUAUCCCACUUGAAAAGGUGAGCGAAACUCUAGAAGAUUUGGUGAUUCGUGGUAUCAAGGCCAGCAGGGAGUUACAAUUGAAAAAUGGGUCAAAUGAAGGCGAAGAAGAUUCUUUGCAAAAAUUCCUACUUGAGAAUGACAAUGAUAAAAUAAGGCAGUUGAUCAUGGCCAAUAAUGAAAAUAUUGUGAAGUCGUAUCUUCUUACCCAACCCCUUCCCGAUGCAAAGCGGGUAUACCGUUUGAUUACCGGGAUCAAUGAGAUGACCAGAGUGAAUUCUACAAAACAAAGUGAUAGAAUGUUGGUUAGUGAGAAUUCUGUGAAGGUGGCGACCCGUGUGAUUUUGAAUAACACUAAACUGAGUCCCGUGGAGAGUUUCCAAGUCGCUGUGAAUUUAAUCGAUGAGACGGUGGGUGGUAAGAAAUAUGUCAAUACUCUUAAGCACAAUGUGUUUAGCAAAUAUAUUCCCCGCUACAUUGGUGGUUUCAUCGGGGUGGAAUUGGCGACAACUACGUUAUUUGAUUCAUUUUUCACGGGGCUUUCAGGGCUCACCGAUAGCCCAUCGAUGAAGAUUUCGUAUAUGCUUGGUAGUUACUUAUUCAAUGUGAGUUUCUUGGGGGUGCUUGCCACUUUGGGUUUGUACAAUAAUAAGACCACCAGAAUUAAAUGGGGCCCUGGGGCCAAUUUGUGGCAUAAAUUCUUGCACCAUAAGGAAUUAUCCAUGUACGAUAGAGUCUUCAUUCAAUACGAAGAACUUUAUGAUUUGAACAUGGACAACUUUUAUUUGAUCGGCGGCAAUCGUAUCAAGAGUCCUGAAGCUAUUAUAGAGCCAAUAAAUCAGUCGUUACAAGAUUAUUCUGGUGAGAAUAACGAAGUGAAAACUACCAAAGAAGUGCUAACUUUUGAUGACGAAUCAAUCAUUGAUGAUAGUCACAAGAACCAACAUAUUCUUGAGGAAAAGGCUAAAUUACUUCGCUUCUUCAGAGACAGGUUUGCCAGAAAGAAGAUGAAGAUUGAUGACUUUACUGAACAAGAAUUAUUGUUCCAAGAAUAUUGGGUCACCAAUGGUGAGAAAUUCGAAUGGGUAGAACCUGAUCAGGAUCCUGCUGAGAUCAAGAUUUUACAAAAAUAUCAUGUUAAUAGAUGA
This is a messenger RNA of Saccharomycopsis crataegensis, 1359 nucleotides long. RefSeq lists its product as uncharacterized. The record is from RefSeq and is a predicted model, not a curated record. The transcript has a single exon. The coding region runs from base 1 to 1359 and encodes 452 amino acids. NCBI's taxonomy places the organism in Eukaryota, Fungi, Ascomycota, Saccharomycetes, Ascoideales, Saccharomycopsidaceae.